Molecule: messenger RNA, 777 nt
Organism: Australozyma saopauloensis
Lineage: Eukaryota; Fungi; Ascomycota; Pichiomycetes; Serinales; Metschnikowiaceae
Gene: IAH1
Product: isoamyl acetate-hydrolyzing esterase
Exons: 1
Coding region: 1-777 (258 amino acids)
Source: RefSeq, a predicted model, not a curated record
AUGUACACAAUUGGAAAGUUCGUCCUUUUUGGCGACUCGAUCACCCAACAUUCCAGCGAUCUUCCCGAAUCCGGAAACGGCUUCGUUCUCGCCCCGGCAUUGCAGAGUCUUUACGCUCGGAAGUUGGAUAUAGUCACUCGUGGCUUUUCAGGCUACAACACAAACCAGACGAAAGUGGUGCUUCGAGAGACACUCAAGGCGGACCACGCCGAAACCGGAGCCAUCAAACUCAUGUCUAUUUUCAUGGGAACCAAUGAUGCUGCGUUCAAUUUCCAGGGUGUGCCCAUCGACGCAUACAAGGCCAACCUUCAGGAAAUGGUCCGUCUUGCCCAACUGUACAAUAUUAAGCUCAUUAUCGUAGGCCCCGCAUUACAUGGCCGUGCUGAAUGCUUGGCUGCGUCCGAGGCCCAGGGUUUGGAGCCCAAUUUCUCCGACACCGUGGCCACCAGGAAGUAUGCGGAUGCGGCCGCCAGUGUGGCUGCAUCCAACGGUGUCCCGUUCGUAGACUUGUGGAACUCGUUCCAGAAAUUUGGCGGCUGGUCUGCUGAAGACUUGCUCCAGGGUAAGGUUGUGUUGAAGGAGCUUCUUCCCGACGGAAUUCAUUUCUCGCCGCAGGCUUAUAGAAUCAUGUAUGAUGAGCUCCUCAAGGUCAUCGCUAAGAAUUAUCCGGAGCUCGUCGCCGAAAAUUUGCCGAUGUAUUUCCCAGCAUACGAUGCCAUGGACAGUGAUAACAUUGAAGAGUCCAUUCUCGAGUAUGCACGCGAGCAUGCUGAUUAA